GCUCGUGUCUCUGCUGUUAACCUUUCUCCCCCCACCCUCACCUCCGCUCAAGCAAAGUUGACGUCUCCUACUACAUCGUCGUUUUCCAGUAUUUGAGAAUUUAGUUGCGGCUAUGUCAUUACAUGACUCCGACAGGGGCGACAUAUACGUUGCAUGCGUGACGAUAAUGCUACACUACACGCUAGGUUGAGUCGUGCACUGCUAACAUUGCCAGGACCUCGCUGUCCCAGUCCCACGCUCUCGAGCUUGGGGCGCAACUUAUGGAGAGCUUCUGGCGCCUUCAUUCAACACCCCUGUUAGCAAAAACAAAGACCCCGUCUAUAAGUGGGAUGGGAUAUGCAGACCGGCGCACGCUGUCCACUAUGAGUUUCGAGCUGGGGACGAAUCUACAAAAUGGCACCUCGUGCAUGCGAGUGGUACUCAACAUUGUUGCGCCGCGUUGACGGCCAUGAACCGCUCAUGCCAGGAUGCCGUUGUCGAGAGGAUUUGUUUAUGAACAAGAAGGCGAAACGUCACAUUACGGGUUGCAAGCUGCCAUCAACAAAUGACACCUUGCUCUCCGCCGCGACGUGACUAUUUCGCAACAGCAUAUGCCGGAGUCAAAGCAUCUUUGUUGGCGACAGUAUAUUCGUACACCACUCUCAAGGUAUUUCAGACUCAUGUAAAACCUUUCGAAUAACGUGUUUCGACCCCACAACGUAGUCUUGUCUCAAGCACUUGUCCACCGAUCCAGAAGCAAGCGUAGAACUUGAGCAUGGCCGCCAGUACAAUACAACCUUGGUGGGUCCUGGCCACGUUCAAGCUCUGUCAGUUGUAAGCCACGACACAAACCAUGCCUAGACCUGCAUCAUUGCUGGUAUCGAACCGGACAUCGCGAUUAUGGCUACAACAGCGCUACCUACAUCGCUAGAAGAAUGUCGGAUAUCGAAAUUGCCCUCUACAGCGUACUAUAUUCCGAACUUCAUUAGUGAGGAGGAAGAGCAGCAAAUCCUAGAGAAGAUCCAAACGGCGCCAAAGCCUCGAUGGAAGCAAUUAACACAUCGGAGAUUACAAACUUGGCCGUCUGACCUAGUAAACAACAAGCUGGUCGAAGCACCGCUGCCCAACUGGCUCGAGGAGCCAGUCAUUUCACGAAUCCGUUCUAUGGCGACAUCAGAACAAAACGAUCAGCAUUUAUUUGACCAAAGCCCCCAUAAACGACCCAAUCAUGUUCUUAUUAACGAAUAUCCGCCAGGUGUGGGCAUCAUGCCCCAUAAGGACGGAGCCGCAUACUGGCCUGUAGUUUGUACCGUCAGUCUCGGAUCAAGCUUGUGCCUAGGGAUAUACAAAAGUAAGGGAGACGGAGCCGUAGCGGCCGAUCCCACGUGGCGCAUUCUACAGGAACCACGAAGCCUGCUCAUCACAACAGACUCGUUGUACACCGAUUUCUUGCAUGGCAUUUCCGACAUCGAACAAGACGAAGACAUAUCAUCUGAAGAUAUCGUAAAUUGGGAGCUCUUAGGACGCCCCCAAGGCUUUCAAGACGGUGUUAACGUACGCCAGCUGCGGACGAGCCUUACAUAUCGCGAUGUAUUAGCAGUGUCGACUUUAGGGGCCAAACUAGGCGGCCUGUUUAGACGGUAAAUGAGUCUAUUAGACUAAAGAAUGAACGGAAGCAUGGCCCAUUUCCUCUUCACAUUUUCUUUGCCAAACUUGGCCAUUGACCAUUCCUUGGUGCCAAUGGCAGUAGCGCCCAGAUUCACUGCGACAAACAAAACGCCAGUCAGCACCGUCACAUUCACCAGUUUACCCUGGGGAGCGGACACUAUGGCCAAGGAGAGAUAUAUCAGACACUCGCAUGUGUAAUGCGGGCAGACCAAAUAUCGGAACAAGCCCUCGCUGGGCAGCGUGUACUUUUGCAAGCUCGCCAGGUGCUUGUGGCAUAGAUACUGGUUUACCCAGCCAUACAAGAAAAUAGCAAUAGAGACGGCCACUCUAGGACUAGUGAUAUUCGCCUGGCACCCUGUUACCCAGAAGUCCAGAACUGAAGCUGUUGAACCAUUGCGUUAGCAACCAAAUCUUAUAUUAACCAUUUUGUAGAUGGUGCACUUGUCGUUUCAGCAGACUUACCGGAAUUCUCAAUCCACAGAGACACCCCUAUGAAAGCGUAAAACAGCAAUCCAAGUGCCCAAUGUGCCACCAGCAUGCCAGAUUUGCCUGGCUUCAGCACAAACAUGCACUCAUAGAAUCUCCGUGAUCCUUGCAUGAACAUCAUCGUCCAAGCUACAAAGAGUCGUCCAAGAUUUGCCGCUCUAUCAGCUUCCGUUGCAGCCGCCGUAUUUUCCAAAAGAGCAGCUUGUCUCUCGACAAUGAGCUUCAGAACUGUACCUCGGGUGAGGAUUUGCCAUGCCCAAAACACCGAAGUUGCCACCGAUAGCACGUAAAAGUGCCAGAACCAGGAAUGCGGCACACGGCUGACCUUGAUCAUGCCAUGUAGAACCUUUUCUAUCGCAUUCUUAUCAUCCUUCGCGGUUGCCUUAUCCCCUUGCGCAGAAUUAUCUGCCCUGGCACCGUAUUCCAUAAGCUGAUCGCGCAAGCUACGCGGAAGGGCGUGGAGUAGUACUAUGCCCCCUGCCGCCAAAAGGAAAAACAAUUGGAUCCAUUGUGAAGGUGGUAUCCGAAGAAGAUGUUGUAAAAGUGAUUCAACU
Messenger RNA from [Torrubiella] hemipterigena, 2687 nucleotides. The record is from the annotation of a GenBank genome assembly. Lineage: Eukaryota; Fungi; Ascomycota; Sordariomycetes; Hypocreales; Clavicipitaceae.